AGUGUCUGCAGCCCGGGGAUUCCCCGAGGGAAGUUCCCAACUCCACUAAAUAGGCCAUUGAAACACUCACACCACCGCCAUAUCCUCUGAAACACUUCUCUAACUUCGUGUCGGAGUCAAACAAGGCGACGGAGCCGCGGAGGUGUCGACACAACUUCUUGGACGACGACAGUUUCGCGAAUGAAGGGCUCAUGUCUUCUCCGUCAGUGAUGACCGUGGAGAAGACGGCAUGGAGAGGAACAUUGGAGACCAACUCAACAGAGCUUUUGAGGCGUAUCGUCAGGUCUCCAUCGAGAAGGAUAACGCCAAGAAGGAACUGCAGCAAAUGACUGAGUACUACGAGCGCUACACGCAGAAACUUCAAAAGCAGAUCGAGGACCAGCAGCAACUGAUUUCUGUUCUUGAGGCUCAGUUGUUAGCAGCGACGAAACCAUCAGACAAGAUGCCCUGCGACCCCUGCAACCAUCUGGCUGAUGCCGCCGCUGCCUUUCAGAACACACAGUAUCCGGCUGCAAUUCCAGUUGCUCCUGUCGUGCCGCCAGUUCACAGCAACAUUAAGUAUCAGGACAUGCUGGAGGCUUUCGAAGCGAUUCAAGGGAAAUUCCGGCAGAUUCAGUUUCUGUCUCGACGGCAGAAAGAUCACUUAAAGAAAUUCCAUGGGAGAAAUGAAACCUCGAACGGAAGCGUUUCUUACUUUCCCCAACUGUCCUGCUGUCCCACAGAUCAGCGCUUCUCCAUGCCCAUCCAGUGCACCGAUCGCACCGCCGAGUCCGAGACGCCAUUCACCACCACGCUGAGGUCGGCGGCGGACAUCCCACUCCCACCCACGUCCCUGGCGUCUCGCGGCGCCAGCCCCGACGACCGAGACCUGGUAGACUCUCUCACCAAACUCAGCGUCAAAUUCCCGCCAAAUGAGGACAGCGAGUACGACUUCCUGAACAGCACCCCGGAGCGAAACGUGGGUCCCAACAUGGCCGUGAGGAAACCUCAGGCGAUGGUCGCCGCCACAGGGACGGAGGAGGAGGAGCACAUAGAACUGGCGGUGCCUUUUGUCUUCCCCGCAUUCCCCUCCCACUCCACAUCGCCCUCGCUCUCCCAGGAGAGUGUGAGAGGGCCCCAGCAGCCACUCUGGAGACCCAAACCGUGUCACAGUGCAGACGUGGAGACAGAGUCGUCGUCGUCAUCGCUGCCGAGCAGCAGCAGCCCGGAUAAAUGUGAGUUCUGUCAUGCCAUCGUGCCUCAGGAGUGCAUGAACAGCCACCUCUACUCACAUUUCUCGCCGAAAAGCGAGGCCGAUAUAUGACGCCGCGGGCUGAGACUGAGCGGGCCGAGACCCCAGCGCCUUCAGGACUUUCUGUGCGGGUGCGGCGCUCGGCCUCGGCUGAAGUACGGCGACUCAACACUGCAUUGACACUUGAAUCAGUUUAUUUAAUAUAAAGAAUCGAUGGUACAACCACACCCCUGUUUUAUUUUUCUAAUGUCACUGUUUAGAUUUUUACUGAGUGACAAAUGUACUAAAAUAAAGAUAUUUACUCCAGCUGGAAUGGUUUUCGGUAACGUGAGACGACAUAUUACAAAUUAUAAUGAAUUAUAAUACAUUUGAAUUUAUAAUAAGAAAUUAUAAUUUGAUAUGAUCAGUAAAACUUCAAAUUAUGAGGAUUAAUAAUAAGAAUAAGACAGAAAUUACCGUUGAAAUAAUAUGGAUGUUAUUAAAUGGAAUGUGAUUUGAAAACAGAAAUUCUGCAAAUUACAAUACAUAGAAAGCCAAGGUCAUAUUCAAAUAAACAUGAAAAUUCCAAAGAAUUCUGAGCUAUAACUUAUGAGAAAAAUGAACAAAACAAUAUAAAGUCAGGGCAUGCAAUUUUAAUGGACGCUUAUGGAAAUAAAUAUCAUUUGAGAAUAUAAUUUAGUUUAGUUUUUUUGUUGAGCAGCAUGGUCCCCUAACUUCUGAGCAAAACAAGAGGAUAGUGACGCGUCUCAACUCACUGUCACUAGUGUGGACGUGCUCCGUGGCUCUGCCCUAUGUUGAGCA
This is a messenger RNA of Synchiropus splendidus (mandarinfish), 2032 nucleotides long. RefSeq names its product TRAF family member-associated NFKB activator (gene tank). Bases 230 to 1303 code for a protein of 357 amino acids. The transcript is spliced from 8 exons. Lineage: Eukaryota; Metazoa; Chordata; Actinopteri; Syngnathiformes; Callionymidae. The record is from RefSeq and is a predicted model, not a curated record. Gene Ontology annotation, biological process: canonical NF-kappaB signal transduction.